ACACGAUGAGAGCCUUCACGGCAGCCCUGCUCCUCAUCCCUUUCCUCACGCUGCCGGAUUCCUGCGCUCUGAGUCCCGCAGACUGCGACGCCACUGAGCCCCUGGCCGGGAAAGUGCUAGACCUGAUCAAUAAAGGACGAUGGAAUGGCUACCUUUUCCAGUUGUUGCGGGUCGCUGAUGCCCACCUGGACAGAGUGGAAUCUGCAACUGUCUAUUAUUUAGUCUUGGAUGUGAAAGAAUCUGACUGCCCAGUCCUAUCCAGGAAACACUGGGAUGACUGUGAUACAGCUCUUUCUAGGCGUUUAUCUGAGAUUGUGAUCGGACAGUGUAAGGUAAUAGCUACAUAUUUGAAUGCAUCUCAGGAUCUUCGAGUGAAUGGCUUUAACUGCACCACAAGUUCUGUCUCUUCGGCACUGGCUAAUAACAAAGACAGCCCUGUACUCUUUGACUUCUUUGAGGACAUUCAGCAUUAUAGAACCCAAGCCAACAAAGCCCUGGAGAAGUACAAAAAGGAGAAUGGAGAUUUUGCCUUUUUCAGAGUGGACCGAAUGGAGAGAGUUACCAGAGCGAGAGGAGGGGAAAGAACCAAGUACUACCUGGACUUCUCUGUGAGGAACUGCUCCAGGAGCCACCAUUUUCCCAGGCACUAUAAUGCCUUUGGAUUCUGCAGAGCAGACUUGUCCUAUGAUGUAGGAGUCUCUGACUUGGAAACCCCAAAUUACAUUACCAUAAACUGUGAAGUCUUCAACUUGGAGGAUCAUAGAAACAUCAGUGGCAUACGACAGCAUUUUGGCCAUCCCCUUCACCCUGGUGGGCAUGAGCAUUCUCUUGCUGGCAAGCCUCCAUUUAAGCCCGAUGAAUUUAGAGAUCACCACCAUCCUCACAAACCACAUAAACAUGGAUGUCCACCUCCUCUAGAAGACAAAAAUCAAUCAGACAGACCAUCAUUUCAGGAAGGAGCCCCUCCAGAAGGAGCCCCUCCAGUCUUGCCCACUCCAGAGUUAAAAUGUCAUCACCCCCAUUUUGGCACCAAUAGGACCCAUGGAUACCCUCAUAAUCAUAGUUCUAGUAAGGAUGAUCCCCAUGGACACCCUUCUCAUAGGCAUGACCCCCAUGGGCACCACCCCCAUGGGCACCACCCCCAUGGGCACCACCCCCAUAGGCACCACCCCCAUGGACACCAUCCCCAUGGGCACCACCCCCAUAGGCACCACCCCCAUGGACACCAUCCCCAUGGGCACCACCCCCAUGACCAUGAUUUCCUUGACCAUGGACCUUGUGACCCACUACCACAGAGCAAGGAUCCCCGGGAUCACCGUCACCAGCGUCAUGGUCCACCAUCUAGGCAUCCAGAAGAAAGAGGUCCAGGUAAGGGACACUUUCCCUUCCACUGGAGACAAAUUGGAUAUAUUUACCAACUCUCUCCACUAAAGAAAGAUGAAGUUCUUCCUCUGCCUGAAGCCAAUUUUCCUAGCUUCUCAUUGCCAGGCCACAGUGACUCUCUAAAGCCAGAGAUUCAGCCCUUCCCUCAGUCACCCUCUGAAUCAUGCCCAGGGACAUUCAACAGUGAGUUUUCACACAUCUCCAAGUUUUUUGCAUAUACACUUCCAAAAUAAAAUCGGAUUUCCUCGAUGGGGAAAAAUGAAUGUUCUGAAUUAGAACCAUAAAUAAAAAAUGUGACCAACAACAAA
Molecule: messenger RNA, 1691 nt
Organism: Suricata suricatta (meerkat)
Lineage: Eukaryota; Metazoa; Chordata; Mammalia; Carnivora; Herpestidae
Gene: HRG
Product: histidine rich glycoprotein
Exons: 8
Coding region: 6-1616 (536 amino acids)
Biological process (GO): negative regulation of fibrinolysis; regulation of platelet activation; heme transport
Cellular component (GO): endolysosome; extracellular region; blood microparticle
Molecular function (GO): zinc ion binding; cysteine-type endopeptidase inhibitor activity; heparin binding
Source: RefSeq, a predicted model, not a curated record